CAACCGUUGGAGCCACGUGUAAGAAAGCCUUUGACUGGCUGCGAUGGGAGGGUCUCCGAAAAUAGAGACCGUUUGAAAUGGUAUGGGGGGCAAAGGAAAAUUCAACGCCUACCAGAAGAGCUUUGGGAAAGGCUCUCCGAAAGGCGGCUACAAGGGCUGGGACACGUCUUCGCAGGGUGAGUGGGUUCCUCCCUCGCGAACCGAUGAGAGCGAGACUCUGCCACUUUCGCGGGUGUUGCACGUGCCGCCGGCCCAUGUCGACGACAAACCCAACGAGGCUUUGCAAGACGAGGUGCGUCCCUUCUUCCGUGGACAUCACCUCUGUGCCGCAGGAGAGCUCUACUUUGAGGUCGCGGAGGUGAAGGGCAGCUGUUGCUUGGACUUGACCGUUCCGGCGCCCACCCGCGUGAGCCGUGGGGACUUUGACGACCAGAUCCCCGUGACGUUGGGGGAGCAGAGGUUCGACUCGUCGCAGGCCCUCCACCAUCACAUUUGCUUGAUGCGUGACUCCUACUUGAAAGAGGCGGCAGCUGUUGACUAUCAACCACAACGCCUGAGACCUGUGGACGAGCGAGUGAUGCGGGAACUUUUCCAGUACCACCCGCGCGCUGCCGAGAAGAUGAAGGGCGUGAAGUACAUCCAAGUGGGGCCCAAUCCCCACUCCUUCGAUCGAGGAAAUUUCACCUUCUGGGUGAUGCGGAAUGAGCAGGAUGGGGACGAUAUCAGCUACGUGAAGUGCCUUCGUUCGCUCUCAGAAACCGCCAGCCGCACGAAGACGGAACACCUCUUACCUUUGGCCACGGUGCUGCUGAACGCGCCGUGCGAGGGCAGCACGGCCGGUGCGGCCGGCGCGGCUGGUGCUGAGACGCCAGGGCUGCGCGUGAAGCUUGCGUAUGAGGAGAUGGUCUUGGAGGAAGCGAGGGUCGAAGCGUUGGGCGUGCGUGUGGACUUGGAGCGGAGGUUCCUCUUCCUGCACUCCAAAUGGCAGAUCUAUGGACCCUACCUUCUAGGCCACACCAGCAAGUCACACCUUCCCUUGAAGAUCGUGGCCGACGUCGCCGGCUCCGCCCGCCUCUCGUGGGCGGCGCCCUUUCAUUUGCACCAGGCUUCCAUAAGGCUUCCGGAGAAGGGCACCAGCGAGGAGAAAAAGAAGUCCAAUCUGAAGCAAGGCCUCGAGGCCUUGAUGAAGAAUGCUGAGGUGCCGGGAGAUCUUUCCACGCUGCCCGCGGAGGAGGUCCAUCGCAUCGCCUGCCAGGUCUUGGUGGAGAGUUUGCGGCGCGCCACGCGGCUGCAACGGUCGCGGCGUGCGGCUCAGCAGCAGGGCCGGGGUCUUGAGAUCCUUGCGAGGAACCAGGCGCAAGAGUUGAUGCAAGAGCAGCUGCAGCAGGUGCAGGCGGAGCUGCAAAACUCGAGGAAGGACAGGGAAAACCUGGAGGCGGCCAACGAGAAGCUUUCGGAGGAGUUGGCGCAGCUGCGGCGUCAGGUGGAGCCACCGGACACCGGUGCAGCGUGUGACGCGCAGAUGGACGCUCAGCGUGGUGAGGAGGAUGCUUCAAGGAUCUUGAACGUCUACAAGCAGCAGUCAGGCUCAGCUCGACCAGUGGAGGAGUUGCAGCAGCUGAGCCGCCGCUUACGCUCCGCGCUGCCGAGCCAUGCUGCCAGCAUGCUGAGGAACUCUCUGAAACUCAUGUCCAGUGAGAUGUACAGCGGCCCCAGCCGUGCCUUCUGGGAGUUGCUUCAGAACGCAGAUGACUGCAGCUAUGGAAGUGCUCCAGCGCUCAAGGUCGCGCAUGCGGCCGAGUAUCUGUGGUUGGAAUACAACGAGGUGGGCUUCUCAUUUCAAGAUGUGGAGGCCCUUUGCAGCCUGGGCACCUCCACAAAAGGCAUGGGCCUCAACCAGACCGGGUACAAAGGCAUUGGUUUCAAAGCCUCUUUCGUGCUCUCGAAGAAACCCCAUGUGCUCUCCACCUACCAGUUCUUCUUCGAUGAAGAUGACGACUGUGCUCUUCCUCAGGUGACGCCUCAGCUUCUGGAGAGUGGCGCUGGGCUUCCCCGCGCCCCACCCAUGGAGGGCACGGCCAUCUAUUUGCCCUUCCGGAAGGCCUUUCCAGAUCUCCUCACUGACCUCAUGCCCUCGACCUUGCUUUUCCUUCGGCGGCUGCAGAGCAUCACUGUGGAGAGUGAGAAAGCGGGCAAGUUCAGUUACCAGCUCCAGUGCCCAGGGAGUGAUCGACGGGAGGGGCUUCAGCGUGUCAUCAUCACUGGAGCUGAGGGGCAAGAGGUGGAGACGCAAGAUUUCUACGUGUCUCAACUCCCCACGAACGGUGACGUCUCAAUCGCCUUCCCGAUGACUGGGUCGGCCUUGACCUCUGCCGUGGUCUCCGCCACCUUGCCGCUUGGGAGCCUUGUGGGGCUACGGACCCCUUUGAAUGCGCCCUUCCAGCUGACCGCCAACCGAGAGGCCUUGCAGGAAGGCAGCUCGAAGAAUGCAGCGCUCAGGGAUUCGCUGGCUGAGCUUUGGCUGAAGACGGUCGAGCGCUCGGAAGCUCUGGCCACGCGCGCCUGGCUACUGCAGCCUGGAGCUGAACUGGGGCAACAGCGCUUCUGGGCCCCCUUCCUCCAGCGGGUUGCUGCGGGUCUGCGCGAACUGCCCCUGGUCCCCGUGCGCGGCCGGGUCUGCAGCAAUGGCGGCCCGCUGCGCUUGCCGAUGAGCCGGUGCCGGAAGCCGGAGUCACCCCUGCUGGCCCAGCUCGGCCUCGAAGCCGAUCUGGAGCUGCUGGGCUUGGGCAUCCCCAGCGAGGAGUACAUGGCCCAGCUCCCCCCAGGUGCCAACCCAGGGUUGGAAGAGUUCAACAGCAAGGACUUGCUGCAGCUACUCCAAAAGAGGUGCUUCGAGGAGCGAGGGGAGACCUGGAGGAAGACUGUGGUGCGUGCGUUGGCGAAGCGCUCGGCCGAGCUGGACCUCUGCGAGCUCCGACGGGCGCCGCUCUUCGUGCUCACCGAGCGAGAGGAGGUCGAGGGUGAAGCGGCUGGUGCGGCAAAGACGAAGGGAAGAGCGUGGCGCCCAUGCGGGGAUGGGCACAUCUUCUCCUCGGUGCCGAAGACGGCGCCGCCUGGCUUGCUGAAAGUCUUGGAUCCCAGCUAUGCGUGCCCCGCUGACAAGGAGCUCCUCAAGCUCAUGGGCUGCGGGGUGAAGGCAACGCCCAGGGACGUGGCCUAUGCCAUCGUGCAAGAGGCCUUGGGCCUCACAGUGGCCGAUGAUGAGCGCUUCUCUUGGACCAAUUUGGCCUACCUGGGACGCCACUGGGAUGCCAUCCUCACCAGCACUGCGGCUGAUGCCUGGCUCUCGCAGCAGACUCCUGAGCAGAUGGAAGAGCUUCUACGAAGCCUCCUGGUACCGGAGUCGACCGGCUCCGUGCUCCUCGAUGCGCGCGAGCUCUGCUGCCCAUACGUCAUAGGCUGCAAGCCACAGCUGGGUGAGUCCUUUCCCCGUGGCCGACUGGUGCGCGAACCGCCUAGCGGCGCGUCCUCGGUGCAGCAACGGCUGUGGUGGGAGUUGGUCUUCAUGCGCCUAGGGGUGAAGACCCUCCCCAAGGAGCUGGUCACGGUCUGCCUGCCGAAGAAGCUCUUCAACUUUCCAAAGGCAGAGGUCUGCGGCGACCUCAAAGCCUUGUUGGACUUUUACGAGCGAAAUGGUGGGCUGGAGUGGCUUCGCACCUGCUGUCAGAUCGAAGACCACACAGGGCAUACUCGGAGUGCCAGUGAGGAUCAGACCAGGAGAUUGUUGGGGCCGGCCUUCCUAAACCUGCUUGGGCGUGAGUACGUCGUGGACAUUGGCAAGGCGGCGCAAGACUUAGCGGAGCGUCUUCUGGGGGUGGCCUUGGUCCCCGCGCCCGAGCUGAUCCUCGUGCGGCUGCAGCAAGCAGCUGCAAACUCCAAGACCUACCUGGCUGCGCUGAAGUACUUGGCUGAGGAGUGGCAAGAGCAGCGGAUCUCAACGCAGCGGGUGAUGGAUGAAUUGAAGAGAGGUCUGUGGUUGCACUCGGAGGAGGGUGGAGGAAAGGCAAUCUUGAAGCAGCUUGAGAUGGCCUCCUGGCAGGACAUUGAGAUCUUAAUCCCUCCGUGGACAAAGAAGAAGCAUCGCCAGGAGGUGAAGGACUUCAUGGUCAAAGGCCUGGGACUUCCAGAAGCUGCCGAAAGUCAGAAACCGGUGCAGCUUACCCCAGAGGUGGCAAAGGACACUUCCAUGCUGGAAGCUGAUGAGGCGGUGCCAUCCCAAGAGCCCCAGUGGGCUGCGCAGCAAGGCGGGCCUUCCGCCUGGAACACGCCGGGCGUGCGUGCCAAGAGCACGCCAGGGCCGCCAAGUGGCCUGCCAGCCAUCGGCGCAGAAGGCAAGAGGCCGUUGGAGGGCGGCGACGAGCCUCGCAUGAAGGUAAUGAAGGUGAAGCGGGAAAUGCAGGACACGGCAGCCUCCACAUCGGCGCUCCCUUCGCUGCCCCUGCUGCGGGAGCAGAUGGAGGAGCAGGAUGCCGACGCAUCGGAAGCUGUUCCGCCGCCGCGGACUGCCGCUGCGGCCGGGGCGGCUGGCGCGCCGGUGCACUUCCCGCCAUUGCCGGUCUUGGCCAGGCUCUUGAACGAGAUCUACCACGAGAACGGCGGAAAGGAGUUCCUGCACGGAAGUAAGGCACAGUCGAUCGUGCCGGAGGCCUCGGAGAUGCCUGUGGCGCAGAUCCGCUUCACGCAGAACUCGGUGUCUGCGCGAUUUCUGCACGGCAAGAUGAAGGGCCGUCGGCUGCUAGAUGUGGUGAAAGAAUUGCUCGAGGGAAAGCUGAGCCCGGCAGAUUUGCAAGUUUCGGUGGUGAAGUUCAGGGAGGAGUAUUGGACCUUGAACAACCGCUCCCUCUACGUCCUCAACAAGGCUUCCCGGCAACUGCCGGGGCUCGCAGCCCGUGUGGCCAUCUUCCAGCUCUGCCCAGUCACUGCGAAAUUUCUUCAGCUCAGGUGCUCUUCCUUGGCGGAGGAGGCGGACGCUCCAGAGUCGGACUCCGAGGAGGACGCCCAGCCAGAGUUCAACGCUAAGGAUGAGGAACUGCUCCAAGGAGGUGCUGAGACAGCUGAUGGUUGAGCGCUGUGAGCGCCCGUGGCUGUGAGCGCUGGUGGAAAAGAGUUUCUGCGGGGCAGGAAGGCGGAAGGCGGAGCGAGGCUGACGGCUUGGAGAUAGUCGAACCAAAAUGUCCAGAAUCAAGAGCAAUAUGUCUCCACCCCAUAUUCACAUCUGCGGAUAUAUUUU
This is a messenger RNA of Durusdinium trenchii, 5290 nucleotides long. The record is from the annotation of a GenBank genome assembly. Lineage: Eukaryota; Dinophyceae; Suessiales; Symbiodiniaceae.